UUUUAUAAUUGCGAAAAUGUCCACUUUCGUGGAUCGACUUUCACAAAUUUUCUCAUUAGCAAAAAGUAAAAAAGUUACUGACUAUAAGAAAGCAAUAAAACUCUUAUUAGAAUUUUUGGAUGAUAAUUCAGAGAUAGCUUUUGAACAAAUAACUGAAUAUUCUAAAAAUCCUGGAUCAAAUGUUAAAUACAAUUCAUAUUCCUGGAAUAACAUUUUUAACAUUGUACACGAACUAUUUAUAAUUGAAAUCGAUCGAAUUAGUAAACUUAGUGGAAAUUCUGGAAAACUUGACAAAGACAGAAUUAUAAAACUUAUUUAUUCAAUCACAGAUAAAGCCAACUAUUAUUUAAAGGCUAAAGAUGUCAUUCUAUCAAAUUUACAAGUAUUAGAAAUUAAAAAGACCCAUAUUUAUUCUGAGUUUUAUGAAUUGUAUUUAGGAAUUUUGAGAAAACAUGUACUUCAAGAGAGAUCACAGAGAAUAUUAGUUGAUCCUAAUCUAUGGCAAGACUUAUUAAAUGCUUGUAUUUCUAUUUUAAAAAAUAUUAUUCCAAAUAUUGAUUAUGUAAAACUUCUUCAAGUUGUAGAACUCAUUGUUCAAUAUGGAUGUUCUUUGUCUACUUUAUUAUUUGAAAUAAGAAAUCUACUACCAAUAAUUGCUAAUCUUUUAGAAAACUAUGAAUUAUAUCAUAUUAAAUCGACUGAUAUUUUAUUUAAAUUAACUUACACAGUAUGUCAACAAAUUGCAAUAGAUAGUAGAUAUAUUUUGUCUAGAUUUUCAGAGAAUAUGCCAUUAACACUAAUAAAUCUUAAGGGACCAGAAGAAAAAUAUAAAUUAUAUCUUCUAUUAAUACAAAUUCAUCAUCCUAAUGGUGCUACUUUAGGUGAUGAUGUCUGUUAUAUUCAUGAUCAAGAUAAAUGGAAAGCAAUUUUGAAUCUAUUAUACAAAAUGAUAAUAAACGAUAUAAGAUCUACAAUGUUAACAAAGAGUUUUAUUGCUUUGUCUUGUGAAGUUUUCAGACAAAAAAUUUUUAUGAAAUUACCAAAUUUAUCUCAAUCAAGUACCCUUCAUGACAGUAUAUACAUUCAACCAAAAAAAAGAAGACGUACAUCAGAUAAUAUAGAAAGAUUAGUUGAUUUUAUUAAUGGGAAUGAUCCUGAAAGAGCAUGGCCUAUAAUUCAAAUAGCCGCAAUGUUAUACAAAAAAUAUCCUGACUGUUUAAAAUUUGAUGAAUAUAUGGAAUUUUUAGAUGUUAUAAUUAAACUAUUGAGACAAGCAUGUAAAAAUUUUUAUAUCAUGGAAAAUCUUUGUAACCUUGCUACAGUAUUUCUUCAAAAUGAAAAAAGAUACAAAGAAAUUGUUUUAAUAACUUACUGGAAUAAAGUGUGGGAUAGUGUAUUAAGAUAUUUAAGUAUGAAUCAUCAAGAAAUUAUAAAAGAAGGAUAUAUUUUAGUCCAAAAUCUUAUUAUUUAUGAAAAAAUAUCCAACCCAAACACAUUUUUAAAAUUGUAUUUAACAAAAUCAAUUCAGUGGUCAAAUUUUAGUAUACAGACUUUAAGAAUAUUUUGUGAAAAUAUUGUUUUACCAAAUGAGAUUGAAGAUUUCAAUAAGAAUUUCACAUUAUCAACAAAUAAUUCUUUAAAAAUACAGUUAUUAGAGUGGACUUUAAAUAUGACAAUUAGAAGAUUAACAAUACCUUUACCAAUUGAAGCAUAUAGUAAAAUUUUAAUUGGUUUUACAUUAAAAAGUUGGUAUAAGAUACUUAAGAAUGAUUCCCAAAAUAAUUUUUACAAUAGUUGCAAUAUGAAUUUCAAGCAUAAAUUUGAUAAUGUUGAAACAAUAGCUACAGAAGAUAUUGAACGCUGUUAUCUAUCACUUAAAUUUCAAACGGGCUUAUUUGUUGUUCAAACUAAUAAUGAGGAUAUGCAAAUAUUAAAUGAAAAUAAUACAGAAAAUCCAUACAUUAUAGAAGAUUUAAAUUUUUUAAUCAAAAGCUUAAUACAAAGUGUUCAAGUAAAUGAUCGAGAUAAAGAUUUUAAUUCAUUUAUAACGAAAACUACAUUAAUGGCUAAAGUUAUUUCAGAUUUGAAGGCAAUGAAAAUGAUCGAAUGUAAUUUUGAUGAAUUUUGUCUUGUCAAUGAAUUAAAAAUAUGUUUAACAAAAAUUGUUGAUCAUAUUACAAAUAUUAAUUGGUCAAAAGCAACACGAUUAACAUUAGAAAUAACAAAAUCAUUAAUUUUACUAUGUGACACAAACUAUGAUGUAGUAAUUAAUGAUAUUAUAUUAAGAUCAAUAAAUUUUCAAAUGUUAAAAAAAAUAUACAAUAUUUGCAAAAUUGAAGAUGAUGAAUUUGAACCAGAUUCGAAUACAGAUGAAUGUAAAAUAAAUGCCAUUACUAUAUUAGCAUUAUAUUGUUGUAUAGAUGCUGGAAGUGAAAUGUCAGAAUUACAAAUUAAAAUAAGUAGCACCCUUUUAAAACUUAAAAAAUACAGUUUAUCUAUACAAAGUGAUGUAAUAUGUGUUACUACAAUUCUAAACAUAUUUGUCAAUAUGUCAAAUAAUUUAAUCAGGGAAGAAUUUAUAGAGCUAUUAGUUAAUUUUAUAAUAGAAUUAUUUGAAGAAUGGCGGAAAGAUAAUAUAAUCACCCAUUGUUUGUUACAACAUUUGCCAAAAAUUUUAGAAAAAAUUACAUAUACAGAAGAUAAAGAUAAUAUUAAUAUACACAAUAUUUUACUAAUUUGUAAACUUUAUCAUGAUUGUUUUGCCAAAGGUGUAUAUGGACAAUUAACUCAUCUAUCAUUCAUAAAUUGUUUAAAUAACAUUAUUAAAGACAAAAAAAUUUUUAAUACCAAAAUUGAUAUUUUAAAUGACCAAAUGUUUAUAACUUUUAUAAAUAGUCCUUAUUAUCUUGUACGGUUUGAAAAUUUAAAAUGUUUGAACUCUAUAUUUUCUUCAUCAAAAUUUGAGCAUUCUUGGAAAUCUAAUUUUUUUGAUAAAUUGGAAGAUGCUAUUUAUAAACUUUUUCUAAUUCAAAGAGAAUUAAAUAUUCAAGAGUUACAGGAAGAACGAUUAUUAAGAAGUACUAGUGCUCUGCAAACUUUAGCUGUUGUGAUUUGUAGUAAAAGUACUUUUCAAAGUUCUGCAUUAUUUACUUUAUUAAAAAUCGUCGUUGACAAAGAUAUCGACAUAAAUAUAGCUAAGCACGUUUUACAUGUAAUUGAAAAUCUCAACACUUCUUGCAAAUGCAUAGUCAUACAAAAUUUUAAUUAUCUAUUUUCACGUUGGUGCCGUGAGAAAAGUCUUGAUUCAUUUCCAUAUCUUCUUUUUAAUUGUACAAGUGAAACGGAUUUUUACAAACGUUAUAUUGACAUAAUUUUUCCUGUACUGAUUCGUGAAGGCCAAAUAAACGAUACUCAAAGCAUAUGCCACAAACUUGGUGUUCCAUUUGAGCAGACUCUUAAAAAUUGCUGUUCCAAGAUUAUACCCUGGAUGUUAACAGACGAAUCUUCAGAAAUACGAAGCAAUCCAUCUAUCUUUGAAGAAAUGCAAAAUUGUUUGGUUCUCGAAAGAAUAAAUCUUCAGGAAGUUAUUAUACAUUUAGUGGAGCGAUUACACGACGUCGAUGACUUCUAUAUUACAUUCAAUAAAUCUAUAAUUUUGCCCGCCUUUGAUCCUCCCCACUAUAAGAAGGACGUAAUUAAUUGUUGCUUCGAUCGAUUAACAACGAUAAUUUGUGGAGAAAACUAUCAAUCUGUGUUAUUAUUUAUAAUGACACGACAUUCGUGUACGGUGCAAAAAAUCUUACUACAAUUAACAUGCAAUAUAUAUGCUAAUAAUAUAAUAGAAUAUAAGGCAAAAAGCUUACAUCAGUAUGUUUAUUUUUGCUCAAAAAUCGCUGAGGUACUAAAAGAGAGCUACUGUGACCCAGUCGCAACUUAUUUCAUUAAAGAUAUUGGAUGUACUUUAUUGAAUUUAAUAAAAGAAAAUAAUGAUAUUACACAAUUAGCAUGUAAAUAUUUGCACAUAUUCUUAAAAACUAUCCUUCCAAAAAGAUUCGCAGAAGUAGGCAAUAUCUUGAAUUUAUGUGUUAAAACGCUUUCGCCCUUCAUUCUUGAUAAAACUGAUUGUUUGAUUGCUAACGACAUAUUAAAUUUUUUAUUAAAAGAGCAAAGUCAUUGUCUCGUUACUCCGAUAGAAAAUUUAGAUAGUCUACCUAACAUCUUAAGAUCAACAAAUGACCAGGAUACCGAAUCACAGCUUUUACGAGAGAAUAUGGAACACUUUUUAAAUGUAAGUGAAGACGAAAACUGCAGCCUUAAUAGUCUUUUAAUAUUGAAGAAUCAACUGAUUAUAAAGAAAUGCCAACUCGAGGAAUUAUACGAAGAAUUGGAAUCUAGUCAAGGCUUUGAUGAAUAUUCUACCCCAAGUGUAUUACAUCGGCUCAUUUAUCGACUCAUACGUCUUACCGAAUACAAAAAUACAACGAUUGUACUUGAAGCUGCAAAAUGCCUGGGGAUCCUUGGACCUGCUAAUCUUUCUACUAUGAUACUUCAUCCACAAGAGAUGCAAAUGAGAGAAUCGAUAGAUAAAGUGGAUCUUCUAACACGCGAUAUUUGCCGAAUGUUAGCAGAUUUUGUUGUGAGUAGCGACAUUAACUUGCGAAUAGUUAGCAGUGAGGCACUUUAUGCAGUACUGGAUACACCAUGGGGAACUCGUUUAAUUGAACGAGAAUUCGAUAAUGACAAGACUUCUACAUUCUUCAAAGAUUUUUUAUAUCCGUUUAGAAGUCUCCACAAUAUGAACAGAAUUAAAGUUCAAAUUGACAUUACUGAAUACAAUCAAGUUUUUUGCGAAGAUAAUCCUUUAUGGACUGAAAAAUCUAACGAAUCUUAUGGUACUUGGAUAGCAAAUAUAACAUCUGCAGUGGCAAAUUGUCUCACCAACUUUUACAGUAAAAAUCUUGUCCCACUUUUUAAUUUGCAUGUCCAAUUUUGUGAGCUAACAUUACCUCGCUUAAUUAGCCUCAUCAUCCAUGAUAAUUUAAAAUUAACGAAAAAAGUGUGUCAAUGCAUUAAUCAGUUUUUCAAAUUUUAUUUUUAUAAAAAUGACGAAACCAAUGAAAUUUUCUGCUCUUCAUCACAGAAAAUAUCGACAUCCAUAGCACACGAUGCAAUACGGUGUAUGUUGAACGUUGUUAGUCAUCUAAGGAUACAAACAAAGGAACAGAUGCACCUAGAAUUUGAUUAUCUACCAAUAGCUCUAGCAGCACAAUUUUGUUCUGCAUAUUUUUCUUCGAUACUAUAUGCUGAAUUAUGGUGUCGAGUUAAUUUAAAAAUAUCUAGAGACUUUGACAGUAUUCCAAUCAUUGAUCAAAUUUACGAACAAGAGAACAAGCAGGGAAAACUUGUACAAGAUAUAUUGAAGGAAGCGUACAUAAAAAUCGGAGAUGUAGAUUCCAUUUAUGGCUGUGGGUCCUCGCAUCUGCAAAAUCGGAAAUCCAGAAUCCCAUAUUACAUGAAUUUUAAAAAACUGGAUAAACUCAUACUAUCACAAGACGUUGAAUUGAGUGUUGUUAGCAACUCAUCCACUAGAGGAAUGAUCAAUGCUUUAAAAGAAUCUAGUCUUCACUAUUUAGCAAAGUGUUUAUUAAGUAAAACAUCAGGAAAACCGGAUUUCAUGGAUGAUCUAUGCUAUGAUUCUUUAUGGAGAUUAAGUGAUUGGAAUCGAAUUACAAAUUUAAAAACAUCUCGGACAUCCAAAAAUAUUUGCGAUUUUUCAAUGUACCAUUAUGAAGCUUUAAAGUGUCUGCAUAAAAACGAUAAUAGCUCAUUAAAAUCUUGUCUUGAACAAGCUUAUUUUUGUAUUAUUAAAGAUCUUAGCAAUAUCAGCUUAGAAAGUUGCAAGGCAGUAUAUCCAAAACUUUCUCAAUUACAAAUGCUUCGAGAAAUUGAAGAAUUUAGCUCAACAAAGUCUGACGAUUAUGAAAUUCUUUUCGUCCGUUGGAAUAACCAAAAAUAUAUUUGCAAUAACAGUUUUCAAUACAUUGAGCCUAUCCUCUCUCAAAGGUUAGUAAUGUUUCAAAUUCAAGAAUCUUUGAAAAAUAGUACGAUUGUCAAGAAUGCUUUAAUUAAUGUUCAAUUGGAAAUCGCACAAUUAGCACAGCAACAAGGAUAUCUUAAUGUAGCUGCUCGCGCUUUAGAAAGUCUAUCAAAACAAAUAGAUUUAGAUGAAGAAACUGAGAAUCAAAUUCUUUAUUAUGAAGCUUGUUUAGCGUGGAUGAGAAAUGAUGAAGAUAUGGCACGGUUCAACCUUCGAAGUCUCUUAAGAAAGGACUCUAUAAAUUUAAGUUUAUUAGCACGAACUCUACGUAUUUAUGGCAAUUGGAUAGCUGAAAAUAAAUCUGAGAAUCCACAGGCUAUUAUCAGUAAGUAUUAUAAAAAAGCAAUUAAUACUUACUCAGCAAUAUCUAAACUCACUGUAGAUGACUUAAAAAAUAAAUGUAAGUCGUGCGCGGCUUUAGCCCAAUUUGCACACGAGCAAUACUUAAUUAUCACAGACUACAUGAAAUCUCCACAAUUUGAGAGCCUAAAGGAGUGUAUAGAUUAUUCGCGAAAUGUUGUACCGAAAAGUAUUAAAAUGAAUGACGUUGACGUUCUUCGGGCAGUGAAGAUUAAUUCAAAACAGAGUUCCAAUGAUUGCAUUGAAUUGGAGAAUAUACAAAAAGACAAAAUUACGUAUUUAUCCCUAGCAAUAAAAAACUAUUUAUCGAUUCUGCAAGAUAGCGACGAAUACGAUCUUUUGGUAUUCCGUUUAAUUUCUCUUUGGCUCGAUAAUAUGUAUGACGAAGAAGUGAACAAACUCAUAGAAAAGCAACUUGAACAAAUUCCAUCUUAUAAAUUUAUAGUGUUAGUACCACAACUAGCACCACACAUGAGUAACAUAAGUGAUAUUUUCACGCGUAAGAUAUUUCAAUUACUCGAGCGAUGUGCCAAGGAACAUCCACACCAUACGUUACCAACAUUAUUAGCUUUAAAGAAUCUUCAUAAUGAUUCAAAAUUCUGCAGUAGAAAAGUAGCUAGGCAAGAACCUCGAGUACUUGGUGCUCAGCAACUUAUUCAGCAACUACUAUGCACAAAUAUCAGACCAAUAAUACAAGAAAUGGAUCGAUUGUCGGAUGCUUUAGUGAUGUUGGCAUACUUUGAUUUAGAUAAGAAAAAUACUACAAUUUCUAAGAUUUCUAUUCCGAAAAAUGUAACUUUACACGAUAUUAGAGACUUUGAGCAUUCGAUUAUACCAACGGUAAUUAUUGAUGUUAAAAAAAAUGGAAAUUACAGAAAUAUUAUUAGUGUAAAAAAGUAUGAAUCAAUGUAUAGUAACGUUGGUGGUAUAAAUGCUCCUAAAAGAAUUAUUUGUAUUGGAACUGAUGGAGUUGAAAGACGACAAUUAGUAAAGGGAAAAGAUGAUUUACGCCAAGAUGCGGUGAUGCAACAAGUUUUUACAGUAAUGAAUUCCUUAUUAAAGAGUAAUAAAAAUGCUAAGCAACGAAAGCUUUAUAUUCGCACAUAUAAAGUUGUUCCACUUACUCAACGAUCUGGUGUAUUGCAGUGGUGCGAAAAUACACUGCCCCUUAGUUGUAUACUUACCGGUGAUGGAACUAGUCAAAUUGGACUUCAUCAAAAGUAUUUUCCAAAUGACUAUGCGCCAAAUGAUUGUAGAAAAAGACUACAUGUCGCUAAAACUAUUCAACAAAAAUAUAAUAUUUUUAUGGAUUGUUGUAAUAAUUUACAUCCAGCAUUUCAUCAUUUCUUCACUGAAAAUUAUUUAUCACCUGAAAUAUGGUUCGAACGAAGAUUAGCUUAUACAAGAAGCGUGGCAACGACUUCAAUUAUUGGAUAUAUUCUAGGUUUGGGAGAUAGACAUGUAUCAAAUAUUUUAAUUGAUAAAUCUACAGCAGAAGUAAUUCAUAUAGAUUUUGGGAUAGCUUUUGAACAAGGAAAAUUAUUACCAACUCCAGAAACGGUACCAUUCAGAUUGACUAGAGAUAUUGAAAUAGCGAUGGGAGUUUCGGGUAUUGAAGGAACUAUGCGAAAGUGCUGUGAACAAACUAUGACUGUUUUACGAGAACAAAAAGAAAUUAUUGUAACUUUAUUAAGAGUAUUAUUAUAUGAUCCUCUUUAUUCUUGGGCUAUAACUCCAGCUAAAGCAGCAACAUACCAAAGUGAACAUUCUACUCGAUCUAGUCAAAACAAAGAAAGCAAUAGUCCAGCUGGAGUUAUAGAAACAAAUAAAUUAGCAGAAAGAGCUCUUUUACGUGUCCAACAAAAAUUACAAGGAAUAGAGGAUGGGGUACCUUCUAGCAUUGCAGGUCAAGUAGAAAGAUUAAUACAACAAGCCCGUGAUCCAACAAAUUUAAGCCGACUAUUUGAAGGUUGGCAAGCCUAUUUGUAGGAUAAUUGUAUUUAUACCAUUUUAUUGCAUC
This is a messenger RNA of Ceratosolen solmsi marchali, 8477 nucleotides long. It is a transcript of the gene tefu, whose product is annotated as Serine/threonine-protein kinase tefu. The record is from RefSeq and is a predicted model, not a curated record. Bases 17 to 8446 code for a protein of 2809 amino acids. NCBI's taxonomy places the organism in Eukaryota, Metazoa, Arthropoda, Insecta, Hymenoptera, Agaonidae. Gene Ontology annotation, molecular function: protein serine/threonine kinase activity; protein binding. Gene Ontology annotation, biological process: DNA repair. The transcript has 22 exons.